AUGUGGUCUCUCGACCUUUGUCAGCAGAAAAGUAAAGUAAAGAAGCAAAUCAUACAGAGAGAUAGAGGAAGAAGAAAGGUUGUCUUCUAUCCUUUUCACCCUCUUAAUAGUGAUCUACAAUGGCGGCCUCUGUUCAAAACCGGGCAGUUCGGUCACCUCGAACAGGGCUUAAACGGCGCUAUCCGUGCCUUCAAGCCCGGUCGGUCCGACUCUCCGGUCCGUGGCUUCAAAAUCCCCACAAGCCCAGAACUGAACGUUCCUAAAAACCUGUCAUAUUGGAAGAUUCAUCCAGCGAUGAUGAUGAAGAAAAUAAUAGAAAAGACGCCAUUAAGCAAGGCCAACGCGGAGUUGGAACCACCGGCUUUGGAUUCCAGAGAUGAAG
This is a messenger RNA of Ilex paraguariensis (yerba mate), 382 nucleotides long. The record is from the annotation of a GenBank genome assembly. Lineage: Eukaryota; Viridiplantae; Streptophyta; Magnoliopsida; Aquifoliales; Aquifoliaceae.